Didymella exigua CBS 183.55 is the source of this 1950-nucleotide messenger RNA. Its product is annotated as carbon-nitrogen hydrolase. The transcript has a single exon. The record is from RefSeq and is a predicted model, not a curated record. Gene Ontology annotation, molecular function: catalytic activity. Bases 189 to 1451 code for a protein of 420 amino acids. Lineage: Eukaryota; Fungi; Ascomycota; Dothideomycetes; Pleosporales; Didymellaceae.
GAAACCUCCGUCUGUGCAGCCACCGGUAAGAGCACUCGAGGACAACAUCUACAGCAUGACGCAGCUACGAUCCCCGCCAUAUCCGCAAGCACAUUCAUAAGCAGCUCUGAGUUCCUGACAUACCGCAGAUCAGACGUUGCUCUCGGACUGCCACAAAGAGCUCUCCAUCGCUUUGACGAAACUACACAAUGCCGCAGCUCCUCAAGCUUGCUUCGGCGCAAGCCCGCACGCUCGAGACCACACAAGAAACCCUUCGCGCCCUCGAAGCCACCACGAAACGCGCCGCUACUUCAGGAGUUGAUGUCAUUCUCUUCCCAGAGGCCUACCUCGGAGGUUACCCACGCACCUGCAACUUCGGAGCCGCUGUCGGCGCACGCCUACCAGAGGGGCGCGAACAGUUCCUAGCAUACUUUCACGAUGCUGUAGACCUCGGAGAUACCCCAGCUGGCGCAGGGCAAGAAUGGGUAGAGAAGAGGCUCGAAUUGCCUCGCGGCAAGAAGUAUAGAGGCGAUGGUGUCCGGGAAGAGCUCGAACGCAUUGCACGCGAGACAGGUGUUUUCGUUGUUACUGGACUUGUCGAGCGUUGCGCUGGCACACUAUACUGUGGAGCUGUCUUCGUAUGCCCGAAACUCGGCGUCCUGGGCAAGAGGCGCAAGGUCAUGCCUACCGGCUCUGAGCGCUUGAUUUGGGGCCAGGGCUCAGCAUCGACAUUGCGAGCUGUCACAACGGAAAUCAAGGGCGUCAAGCUUACAAUUGGGUCGGCUAUCUGCUGGGAGAACUACAUGCCUCUGCUGCGACAAAGUCUGUACAGCCAGAAUGUGAACCUGUGGUUCGCGCCCACGGCAGACGCAAGGGAUACGUGGGAGUCCCUUGUCCGCACGAUCGGCUGCGAAGGACGCUGCUUCGUCGUAAGUGCGAACCAGUGCGUGAAGAGGAAGCACCUUCCAAGCUGGAUCAAGGGCGGAAAGACAACACGGCAAAAUCAGACCGCGCCUGCCCAGCCUGAAGCACCCCAGACAAGCAGUGGACGCAGGAAGAGCACAAUCGUGUUUACAGAAGAGAAGAAUGAGAUUUGCCUCCCUCUGCGCGACGGCAACACCCAGCACGAACAAGUCAACGGCGACUCGGCCAUCGACUCUGGCUCAUCGCCCCUGCGUAACGAGAUCGAACAGCCCCUCAGCCCAAAGCAAACAUCGACCAACCAGGUCGCGCUCUCCUCGCUCUCUGACGAAGACUUUGUCUCGAGAGGAGGAUCGUGCAUAAUCUCGCCGCUGGGUGGAGUCAUCGCUGGACCGGUCUGGGAGAAGGAAGACGAGCUGCUGAUCGUUGAUGUUGACUUUGAAGACUGCGAGAGGGGCAGGUUGGACUUCGAUUCUGCCGGGAGCUACUCAAGAUCUGAUAGCUUCAAGCUCUCUGUCGAGGGAUUGAACUUGAAUCCGCCGCCGCAGUAGGCCAUUGCAAAACACACACUGUUCUUAACAUAUGUGAUAUCGUCCAUGAAUUGUUCGUACGUCGUGGCAUGUCCCUUUUUACCUUGUCCCGCAAGGAAGUCCCCCGCCUCCAGCACAAUCUAGUUCCCAGGAUGCGCCAACGCGCCAGUCAUUGUGGGCAGGCUUGUUGUGUCACCCGCUGGCUUGGUGUCGUUCUCUGCGACUGCGAGCCUGUCUUUGCCUGUUGGGUCGGUCGGCUUGAGGCCGAUAACGUCGGACUUGACGUCGGCCGGACCGCUCUUGUCAUCGCUAGAGAGCGUGUCCUUAACUUUGUCUGCGAUCUUACCUAAAGGGUGGAAGAGGUGGAAGGGAAAUGGAAUGGCGGGAGCCACCGAGAGGGUUGUUCUUCUUUAGCUUGGAGGCCUGCUGUUCUUGGACGCCUGACACCGUGGUGGUCUGUGGGCUAUAUAGGUCUUGAGAAUUACUAAUAAAGGAUACGGUUGGACUUGAGAUGCUUAUG